AAGAAAAAGAAACACAGAAAAAAAAAGGAAAAGAGGAACGAAGAUAUUCUUUCUUUAAAAAGUAUAAGUAAAAGAACGUUUAGAGAUCGUAUUAUAUAGUAAUGAAAUGAGUAAAGGAGGUAAAGAAAGAAAAAAAAAAAAAAUAAUAUCAAGGUCUUUGUUUCGUUGUUUGGUAUUAUCACGUCAUGGAAACGUCCCAUCUAUAAGAAACUAUUCUAUGAACCUAAGCUACAUAACUUUCGAUCAUUCUUAGUUCGUCGUGCGUCGAAUCGUACACGUGUUCUCUCACCCUUGAAUUAAACCUCCUCCAGUAUCAGAGGUAUCGCUCGAUGAUACUUUGACGCGUCCCUUCGUGUCGAUAAUAAAUCGAUUAAUUGAAGAGGCAUCUACGUCGUAUUUCGAGUAUCAGUGAUACGAUCAAUCGAUCAAUCGAGUUAGAACACGAGUAGGAAAUCAAGUUAAAUUAUUUCUCCUUCUGGGAAUAAAGAUUUCCAUCCGAGUGUAGAAAUCUUCUGAAGACUUCAUUUCAGAUAGAAAAAGUCCUGGAAACCUUCCGGUGUAUAAAAUUCCAUCGACUUUUGUCUUCCUGAGCUCGACAACUCGUUCAGUUGAAACUCGGAUCACAAGGUACAAACGCGACAAGAAUUCGUAUGCGGUUUCCAUUUCUUACCUUUUUCCAGAUUCAAAAGUUUGUCUUAAGUUAACACCUGAAGUAUAAAAAUCUCGUUUGCUCACGGUGGCCAAUGGGGAAAGUGAAAAACGUUUCGGUAUAAGUUAAAGAACGAGAAUAGUGUGAAACGAGGAAGAAAGAAGGAAAAGGGAUUCUUUUUCUAGUGAAACGGCAAGAUGCCAAUUGAUUUUUAUUACUUUCCUCUGAGUCCACCUUGCCGAAUGAUUUUAUUGCUCGGCAAAGCGAUAGGUGUGCACUUCAACUUGAUAUCGAUCAAUCCAAUGAAGGGUGAACAAAUGAAGGCAGAAUUUUUAAAGAUAAAUCCGCAGCAUACUAUACCGACUAUCGACGACAAUAAUAUCGUUUUAUGGGAAAGUCGAGUAAUAAUGCAAUAUCUUGUUGAAAAAUAUGCCAAAGACGAUACGCUUUAUCCGAAGGAUCCUAAAAAACGUGGUAUCGUAGAUCAGAGGUUAUACUUUGAUAUCGGUACAUUGUACGAGAACGUUAUCAAAUGUUAUUCUCCUAUAUUCUUGGGGAUAACGGAUACGAUCGAUGAGAACAUUUUGCAAAAAGUGGAAAGAUCUUGCGAGAUAUUAAAUACAUAUUUAGAUGGCAAUGAUUUCGUUGCCGGAGAAAAUUUAACCAUUGCCGAUUUUAGCAUAUCGACGAGUAUCGUUUUCUUACAGAAUUUUGAUUUCGAUAUUGGUCGUUACGAUAAUUUGACUGCUUGGUACGAUCGAUGCAAAACCGCAAUGGAAAAAUUUGGUUUCGAGGAGAUUCACGCAGCUGGAAAUAAAGUAUUCAACGAAGGUUAUCGCGCUAAUUUGGCAAAGUAGUUUAAUUCAGUGAAAUAGUUAAGCAGACGUAAAUAUUAAGUUUAUUUGCCAAUCGAAAUUAAACAUAAUUCCUCGUCCUCGUACAUUUAGUUGUCGCGUAUCAUAAAGAAAAA
Vespula pensylvanica (western yellowjacket) is the source of this 1619-nucleotide messenger RNA. Its product is annotated as glutathione S-transferase D5-like. Bases 847 to 1506 code for a protein of 219 amino acids. Lineage: Eukaryota; Metazoa; Arthropoda; Insecta; Hymenoptera; Vespidae. The transcript has 6 exons. Gene Ontology annotation, biological process: glutathione metabolic process. Gene Ontology annotation, molecular function: glutathione transferase activity. The record is from RefSeq and is a predicted model, not a curated record.